AUGCCUUCAACCUCGAGCGUCUCGUCGUACUCAAACGGCUCAUACUAUACGAAGAGCAGGUCUGACCGUCACCAGCAGACCAUAACGAGCAUACCGGGUCGCUGCAUCCACCCUUCGAAGCUUGGGAACAUGCUGCAAGCACGGUUUGGAAAUAACUACUCUGUCGAAAUGCGCGCCGACAACUACAAGAUUUCUGCCGGAUCCAAGAUCUCGUAUGCCGACAUAAGGUCUUGCUAUUGA
Messenger RNA from Xylaria bambusicola, 240 nucleotides. RefSeq lists its product as uncharacterized. NCBI's taxonomy places the organism in Eukaryota, Fungi, Ascomycota, Sordariomycetes, Xylariales, Xylariaceae. The record is from RefSeq and is a predicted model, not a curated record. The transcript is spliced from 2 exons. Bases 1 to 240 code for a protein of 79 amino acids.